UAUUUGUUUAUGUGACGAAAAAAUAAAAUUCUUCUUUAUGAAAUAAAACGCUUUUAAUCUACAUGUAGAAAUCAUGACAGUAUUGAACACCUACCAAUAACACACGUAUAACUUAAUUUCAAUAAUAGAUUCACAAAAGUAUUGAACACGAAACUUGAAACUUAUUAAUUGAUGGACCUCAUUAUAGGCUUAUCUCCCCUUUUAUUGUUUAUUUUUAUAUCAAAACAGGAAAUAAAGUAAAAACUUUUCAUUUCUUAACUCCCUUUCAUUUUCCAAUCUUCUGUAUAACCCUCAAAAUGCGUGGGGCCACGAUCGUGGCUUCGUUUAUAUACGGUCGUUUCUUUCGCAUUUUCUCGGUAAUUAGUUGCAAAACCGUACAUAUCCGUUUACUUCCUUCACUUCCGACUUUGAAUUUGUAAAGGACGCCAAGUUAAUUUCUUUCUAUACGUUUUUAAUCAAUCAAAAAUGAGUAGUGACAGUGAAGUUGAUUUUCCAAAUCUGAAUAAAGACAACCUAACUGAUGAGGAAUUUAUGGAUUCUGAUUUAGAUGAAGAUUUAUCUGGUAAGUACAAAUUAUACGGUUAAUUAGAUCUAGGUCUAAAUAUAGGCAAUAUCCUUCACGUGUAUCGAUCUUUUUUUUUUUUUAAACAAAUGUUUUUAUCCAUAGAUUAUUUUAAUUUGGGGUGACCAAAAGUAACUAAAAAGGGCGUGGCACCUCAAAUUGUUUGUUUACAUUAUUAGAUUAGAUCAAUAUUUGAAAAAUAGUAAGCUUUAAUUUAAAAUAUGAUAUUACUAAUACUAAUAUUAGAUCUAAUAGAUCUAUCUAGGACAAUCUAGGUCCUAAGUCAAUCUGUAAUAUAAUAAUUUCAGUAUAAUUAGUCUAGAUCUAUAUCUUAUGAUAAUUUUUUUUCUUUAUUUUCAGAAUCAGAUGAGGCAGAAUCUUUUACACCCUCUGCUGAAGAAUGGAGACCUGUUGAUGAUCAUGAUUGUGGUCCCAGGCCAGUUUUAUUUACAGCCCACCCAGGCCCAAAACAUGCACCAGCUCCAGAUGCAAAGCCUGUGGACUAUGUCAACCUUUUUUUGACAGAUGACAUUGUCAGUUUGGUUGUCAACGAAACCAAUAAAUACGCCAGGCAGUUCAUCGAAGAUAACCACGAAAACCUGGAAACCACGCCAAGAUCUUGUGUCCACAAGUGGACACCUAUCUCAAAUGAAGAGUUUAGGGCAUUUUUAGGUGUGACAAUGAACAUGGGAUUAAAUAAAAAAGCCCAACUACAACGCAUAUUGGGACUCAUGCAAUCUGAGCCAAGAAACACCUUGGUUCCCUGUUCACAUGAACCGAGAUCGCUAUCAGAUUAUUAUAAAAUUUCUUCACUUUGCUGACAACAUGCUGUUACCAGAUAGAAAUGAUAUUGGUUUCAAGCUUUUCAAGGUCCAAGAACUUAUAAAUGCUAAAUUUAAAUACUUUUACCACCCCACUCAAAAUGUCAGCAUUGACGAAAGUAUGAUUGGGUUCAAAGGAAAAACCCCUCAUAUCCGCCAGUUUAUGCCUAACAAGAGGCAUGCCAGAUUCGGCAUUAAGAUGUGGUGUUUGUCAGACAAUGCUAAUGGCUAUCUUUGCCAGUUUGAAAUAUAUGAGGGCAGUCAAGGAAGAAGAAUCGGCAAUGGCAGGUAAUAUACGCAUGAGCUUAUAAUUAGGCUUAUGACUGCAGCCGGUCUGUUAAACAGAGGACACCAUUUGGGGAUAGACAAUUUUUUUACCUCCAUAGAAUUAUUGGAAGAACUUUUCACUGAAAACACUACAGCUACAGGAACUGUUAGAUCUAACAGAAAAGGGCUACCAGAUGUUUGUGUCAAAACAAAAUUGAAAAACAAGGAGCUCAUCGCAGCCAGAAAAGGUAAUCUGCUUUGCUUGGCUUACCAGGAUAAUAGCAGAAAGCCAAUCUUGCUGUCUUCUGCUAGUAAAGCUGGUCUCAUUGAUACAGUAAACAGCAGGAAACAACCUGUAACAAGACCUGCUGUGAUUCAUGCCUAUAACCAGGCCAUGGGUGGUGUUGACUUGGGCGACGAAAAACUUUACAUGUAUAUGGCUGAGCGCCGAAGCUUGAAAUGGACAAAUAAAGUUUUUUUUUCCCUAUUUGGAAGAGCUAUUCUAAAUAGCUAUAUAAUCUACCAUAGCAACACAUCAGACAGACCAAAGCUCUCAAGGUACAAUUUCAUCGUGUCUGCACUAGAGAGCAUGACAUCAAACUUUGUACCACAAAAAGUGAUACGUAGAAAACACACUAGAACAGAGAUGGAGGCUGCACGAAUGGGUCCAACACCACUAACCCAGACUGUAGCAGGUCAUCCACUUGAUGGACAUGAUCUUAGCAAACUGCCAGUGGGGAAAAAACGACAGUGUGUUGCUGGUCAUCCAAGUCGUGUCAGAACUGGGUGGGAGUGCACAGGAUGCAAAGUUGGACUGUGUCCGGAGUGUUUUGCUAAAUAUCACAGACAGUUGUAAAUAAUCAUUCUUUCUACUUUUACAACUCUUAUAUAUAUGUGUGUAUAUAUUUUUUUCUUAAAAUUUUCUAAAUGUGGUGUUUUUUUCAAGCUUUAUUAGUUGUGAUUCUCAUGGAUUAAAUUUUUGUUGUGCUUUUUUAAAAAAUGGUUUGUAUUAUUUUUUAAAUAAUUUUUUUAUUUUUUAUUAAUAUAUGUUAAUUGUCUGGACUUAAUUAAAUUCUUUAUUCAAUUAGCUUUUCAAAAAUGUAUAGGUUUAUUAGGCUACAAUGCAUAGUUGAGCUUCUAAAAGAAAAAUAAGCAAGUGGGCCUCCAAUGUUUGUAAACACAAGAAUUUUAAUCCCACUUUUCAAUGCACUCUCUGUAAAAUAACUGAGCACUUGAAGGGUUAAAAACUUGAAUGUAAGUUUCCUGUUUACACAUCUCCUGAGACCUUCACAUGCAAUAUGUAACUAUCUAGUCCUGUACUUUAUGACACAUAAAUCUGUCUUUCAAAUAGAGCAUUCUUUCCUAAGUUGUGGUAGAUGGGUAAUGAAAGUGUAGUGAAUGUAGGAAUGACAGAAGAAAUGGAAGAAUGAAUAGCAGACCCCAUGAAUAGAGGAGGCCUUUGUUGUUGAUGACAUUUUGUCUUAUGAAGCACUAUAAUCUUCUGUAUAAUCUAACUAAUGGUU
Biomphalaria glabrata is the source of this 3173-nucleotide messenger RNA. RefSeq names its product piggyBac transposable element-derived protein 3-like. Lineage: Eukaryota; Metazoa; Mollusca; Gastropoda; Planorbidae. The transcript has a single exon. The record is from RefSeq and is a predicted model, not a curated record. Bases 1703 to 2506 code for a protein of 267 amino acids.